Apiotrichum porosum is the source of this 717-nucleotide messenger RNA. RefSeq lists its product as uncharacterized. Lineage: Eukaryota; Fungi; Basidiomycota; Tremellomycetes; Trichosporonales; Trichosporonaceae. Gene Ontology annotation, cellular component: nucleus; cytoplasm. The transcript is spliced from 6 exons. Bases 1 to 717 code for a protein of 238 amino acids. Gene Ontology annotation, molecular function: protein folding chaperone; protein-folding chaperone binding. The record is from RefSeq and is a predicted model, not a curated record.
AUGAGCCUGCCCCAGUACUACUCCAUCCUCGGCAUCCAGUCGACCGCCACUAGCGAGGACAUUCGCCAGGCGUACCGCAAGGAAUCGCUCAGGACGCACCCGGACAGGCUCCCCGGCACCGCUACCGCCGAGGAGCGUCGGCGCGCAACGGAGCGUUUCCAAGCCGUCGCCGACGCCUACUACGUCCUCUCUGACCCGGGCCGUCGUGCCGAGUACGACCGCAUCUUCCGGUCACGCCCGGCGUCGGCAUUCGAGACCUCCACCGACCCGGACGCACAGGAGCGCGCCUCGUCCAACUUCUUUGAGGAGUUUGCUCGUUUCUUCACUGCCGGAACGGGUACGGCCUCUGCCGAACCCGGUUCGGCGAGCGCCGGCCCAUCUGGUGGUCGUACGGACGAGAAGGACGACGAAGGGGCACCGCACCGCCCGAAUGCCGAACACGUCUUUGGCGAUGUAUUUGAGGACCUUCUCGAGCCAGAGGUCGCCCACGUCCACAAGACCUGGACAUAUGUCGGCGGAGCCGCGGGCGCUGCGCUCGGCUUUAUCGUGGCCAACGCCGCGGGUGCUGUUGCAGGAGCCUUUGCUGGAUCCCAGCUCGGUCGUGUACGCGACGCGAAGGGCAAGCCCGUCGCGCAAGUCUUUGCUGGCCUGCCCAUGUCCCAAAAGACCCAGAUCCUCCGCGCGCUCGCGUUCAAGGUCUUGGGUACCAUGCAGUAG